AUGAACUAUUCUCUUGAAAAUCUGUGCCCUUCGUCUGUCGACGCUUCUUUCGGACCCUUUGUUGGCCCUGAAUGUCGCGAUGGCUUCGACUUUACUCUCGUCUUUGAGCAAUCCAUUCUCGUGCUGUUUCCAGCCGCUCUUCUUCUCAUCCUCGCUCCUAUUCGUCUUUUUCGUCUUCGGAAUGUCUCCGUCAAAGUCACUGGCCACCGUCUUCGCACUGUCAAAUUGGCGUUGAUCGCUCUUUUGGCCGUGCUUCAUCUCGUGCUCCUUGUGCUCUGGACUACGCGCCCUUCUAAUUCGCGUCUAGAUCGCGUCUCUGUCGCUGCUGCAUGUGUAUCCUUUGCCUCAAGCUUGAUGUCCUGUGUCCUCUCUCGUGUCGAACAUGCCAAAUCUCCUCGUCCAUCUUCUCUCUUGACUCUGUUUCUCGCCGUGUCUUUGCUCCUUGAUGUCGCCCUCCUUCGUACCCUCUGGUUGAUUCCCGUGAGCUCCGCCAUUCCAGCUGUCUUCACAGCGGCCUUUGCUCUGAAAGCGAUUAUUGUCGUUCUUGAAGGGUGGAGCAAAGCCUCGUAUCUUGUCGCCGGCUCCGGGCCCCUUUCUCCCGAAGUCACGGCCGGACUGUACGCCCGAGCCGUCUUUGCGUGGGUGACUCCAUUGCUGUUGACGGGAUUUCGAAAGCUUUUACGGCCGAUGGAUCUGUUUGAGUUGGACGAGGAGAUGGGCUCGGCGAGACUGAUCGACGGGCUUUGGAGGCAUUGGCAUACUCAGAAAGCCCCGGCUCGCAAAAACCGGCUGAUCUUAUGUUGCGUCAUGACAUUGCGAUGGUCUAUCAUCACUGUUGUUCUUCCUCGACUGGCGCUUCUGGCAUUCACUAUAUGCCAACCACUCAUUCUCAACCGACUGCUGGUAUUCCUCGACGAUACUUCUCAGUCUAUCAAUGUUGGUUACGGUAUCAUCACAGCCUACGGUCUUGUUUACUCUGGCAUUGCUCUCUCACAAGCCCUUUAUUGGCACCGCAAUGCUCGAUCUGUCACACUGUUGCGCGGAAUGUUGGUGUCUGCCGUGUUCUCCAAGGCCACCGAUCUGAGCAUCACGAUAACAGACGACUCAGCGGCGGUGACGCUCAUGUCCUCUGAUGUCGAUGUUAUUGUGAGGGCAGUCAGAGAGAUCCACGAGUUCUGGGCAAACAUCAUACAACUUGCCAUAGCUACUUGGCUGCUGAGCACUCACAUAGGCUAUGCUGCCGUAGGUCCCAUCAUAGUGUCGCUCGUGGCACUCAUUGCAACGGUUCUCGUUUCACCUCUGGCACGCAAGUAUCAGAUCUCUUGGCUAGACAAGACACAGAAACGAGUUGGUAUAACUUCUGCCAUGAUUGGACACAUCAAGAGCAUCAAAUGUUCAGGCCUAGCUCAAAACCUAUCUGACACAAUCCUCAACCUCCGAGCAGAUGAGAUCAAAGCCUCGAGACCAUUUAGGAUUGUCAGCAGUGUCACGUCCGCAAUUGCUCAAGUCCCAUUACUCCUGUCUCCUGUUGCGGCAUUUGCUCUCUUCCAAGGGGCUGCCUCGGUUUCCGGCGAGACUCUUGAUGCUACUAGACUUUUCUCCGCUCUAUCCCUGAUCAUUCUCCUGGCACAACCACUUUUCUUUAUGUUUGAGGUAAUUCUUGACAUGAGUGCUGCUUUAGGCGCUUUUGAAAGAAUACAAACAUUCUUAACUCAAGACUCUCGAAGAGAUUCUCGCCAACAAGAAUCAGUUGUGGAGUUGAACGGACCUGAUCAAGGAAACAGAGACUCUAUCGAGUUAGGAAUCCUGAGGGAACCCUCAUUGACAUCUACAGCAAACUCUAGUAUGAGAGAAGUUGUUAUUCAAGUCUCCGACGCCGACAUCGCGUGGUCAGAGGAUCGUGUCAUUCUUCGAGACUUGUCAUUUACCCUGGGCCGCAAUCAACUUGUCCUACUUCUCGGCCCAGUAGCGAGUGGCAAAACCACUCUACUGAAAGCACUUCUCGGAGAAGUUCCCAAUAUAACUGGAUCAAUUGACGUUCAUAGUAAGGGGAUUGCCUGGUGUGAGCAAAGUCCUUGGCUCCUGAACCGGACAAUUCGUGAAAACAUCAUCGGCUACUCACGCUUCGACCUUGUUCUAUAUCAAGCUGUUGUUAAAGCCUGUGAUCUAGAGAAGGACUUCAGACAACUUACCCAGGGUGAUAGCACCGUUAUAGGCAGCAAGGGGCUGGCCCUCAGCGGAGGCCAGAAGCAACGAGUUGCAUUGGCCAGGGCUGUCUAUUCAAAACCUCGGAUUGCUCUCUUCGAUGAUGUCUUCAGUGGGUUGGAUGGUCAGACUGCCCAUACUGUGUUCGAGAACCUCUUUGGCGAAUGUGGUUUGCUGAGGCAGUGGAAUACGACAACUGUUCUGGCGACUCGAUCGGUUGACUUUCUAUCGUCUGCUGACCAUAUUAUAUGUCUUAACAAGGAUGGGAAAAUCUCCGAGCAGGGCACAUUCUCUGAUCUCAAAGACACUGGUGGCUAUAUGCACUCCUUACUGAGGAACAGGGUUCAUGAGGGCGAAGCCCCAACACUUGCAACUGACGAUAUCAAAGAACAGGCCUCCAAGCUAGCACAAGCGACUCCAAGGCAACAGGCCAGUGAAGAAGAUACACGCAGACAACUUGGGGACUCGACUGUAUAUCGAUACUACUUCAGCAGCACUGGCGGUAUUUUUAUCAUAGUCCUUCUAGUACUCGAGAUCAUCUGGGCUUUUCUCGAAAGCUUCCCAACAAUUUGGCUGAAAUUAUGGACUGAUGACAAUACGAAGGGAAACGAUCAAGCGAGCUACUACCUUGGUAUCUAUGCCGCUCUUCAGGUUUGUCAUUGUCCUGGUAGCGGCAAAGUCUGGAAUAACCCUGCACAAGAGACUGUUAUCCACGGUAGUCAGGGCACCUUUGUCUCUCUUUACCACGACGGACCUGGGGUCAAUCACAACACGGAUGUAGGGAUGGUGGACAACCACCUCCCUCUUGGUCUCGUUGUGAGUCUCGCCAGUUUCUUCGGCGCUAUCGCCAAAGCCGGCCUCCUCGCCUCUUCCAACCCCUAUAUAGCGGCUACAUUCCCUCUGCUAGGAGCUGUCUAUUUCUAUCUUCAACGUGGCUAUCUUCGUACGUCUCGUCAGCUCCGUCUGCUCGAUCUCGAGGAAAAGGCCCCUCUAUAUACCCAAUUCCUCGAAACACUCUCCGGCCUAGCAACCAUACGAGCCUUCGGAUGGAGAGAUGCAGUGAUUGAGGCCAACCACACUCUCGUAGAUCGCUCACAGAGGCCUUUCUAUCUCCUCAUGAUCGUCCAGCGUUGGCUUGUCCUCGUCCUCGACCUGACCACCGCAGCCCUGGCUCUUCUUCUCGUUGGUCUCGCGCUAAUCUCGUUAAGUGAGACCGUGAACAUGCUUAUCCAGUUCUGGACUUCUAUCGAGACAUCCAUUGGUGCUGUAGCUCGCAUUAAGCAAUUCGCUGAGGAGACUGGCGAGGAGAACUUACCAGGAGAGACACACCAACCACCAGCCCAGUGGCCUGAUAAAGGGGCUAUACAGAUCAACAACUUGACUGCAUCGUAUGGUGAUAGAGACGGAGAAGUUAUUGCAGCUCUUGAUGCAGUCAGUUUGGAGAUCAAGGGAGGGGAGAAGGUAGGUAUUUGCGGUCGCACAGGAAGUAUAAUUAUCGAUGGGAUCUCUCUAUCUUCUGUUCCUCGAGAAACGAUCCGCAGUCGUCUCAUCACUCUGACGCAAGACCAGUUCGUACUCCCUGGCACGGUUCGACACAACGUUGACCCGCUUGGUAUCUACUCCGACGUGAAAAUCAAAGAGGCACUUCGUCUCGUUGAAUUUGUGGACCAAAAGACAGAAGAGACCAUCAAGGCCGUCAUCGAGAGCGAGUUCAAGGACCACACCGUCGUGUUUAUCACCCACCGUCUGGAUACGAUCGUUGAUUUUGACCGCGUAAUUGUGAUGGACAAGGGAUGCGUCGUCGAGCUCGGUGAACCAAACAGCCUCCUUGCAUCAGGCGCCAAGUUCAAAGCUCUCUGGGCAACCGGACAUCGAUCCGGAGAAUAA
Messenger RNA from Fusarium subglutinans, 4092 nucleotides. RefSeq names its product multidrug resistance-associated 1. The record is from RefSeq and is a predicted model, not a curated record. The transcript has 15 exons. Gene Ontology annotation, molecular function: ATP hydrolysis activity; ATP binding; ABC-type transporter activity. Gene Ontology annotation, biological process: transmembrane transport. The coding region runs from base 1 to 4092 and encodes 1363 amino acids. Lineage: Eukaryota; Fungi; Ascomycota; Sordariomycetes; Hypocreales; Nectriaceae. Gene Ontology annotation, cellular component: membrane.